GCCAGUUAUGCCAUGGCUCCUGAGACUUGAGAGAGGGGCGUUACAGAAUUCAAAUCCCAUCCGCCGAACCGUCCAAUCGUCGCGGAUUUGAAAAGACGAAGGUUAUUAGAGCCGCAUUGACUGUUGUUUCAGCAGCAUUCACGCCGCUAGUAUUCGAGCUUUUGACAAGAGGAAUCCUGAACGAUUUUCCAUGAUGGCGGCAAACUCGGACCAGCCUCCUCCCUCUAUCUCUCGCUCCGCAGCUUUCACGGAAAUUCCACUCCCGGUGCCGCCGCUAGCCGUUCUAACUGAAGAUCUCUUCCGCGACCUUACAGACCAAUUCGCGGCUACUAGACUCACCAGCGAACCGAGAGUCAGGGACGGAAGCACUGAUGCGAGGGACGGAUCGAUAGAUGCUGGGGGAAGGAGAGCCAGGGAAGCAAGGGACGGAACCAGUGAUGGCCGAGAUAUGGAGGGAAGGGCAACCCAGGAACCGAAAGGCGUGUCGAGCGGCGAGAGCGAGUCAACGAUCAGUGCAGCGACGGCGGCAAGGCUCGUUUCUGAUUGCAGCCUGGGAUGGUUCGUGGAACCCCAGGAGCUCUGCCUUUCACAUUUGUCUGCCACACCACUACUGCCCCUGCCAGUCGUUCUUCUAUGAUGCCGUGUCUCGAAACGAACAGCUCAUGUGCAAGCACUUGCUCGCCACUCGGAUGGCCGAGUCCCUCAAGUGUUACAGUGUUGCUCAUGUCAGCGAUGGCGCCCUGUGCUUGGCCCUGUCUCAAAUGUAACUAUCGUGCUGGCAUGUGAUACUCGGCUGACAGAGCCCCUCAGGUGUUUGGGCGUGUUCCUGCGGCCUCUACCCAGACUCGCCCCUUCCCAAACGCGUGAGCUACUGUACAGAGCAAUUUGACGCGAAUUGAUUCAAUGCAGUUCAGUGCAGUGCACCACGAGUCUCGAAAUGGGGUGGAUGUGGGAAGAGGCUGUAGGAACACGCUCUUACGGUACAACGUUGCGCAUGUCAGCCACUGUGCACUGCGCCUUACGUUUUCCGAAAUGUAACUUUGAUCAUGUCACCAUGUGUAUUGCACUCUGUACAUAUCGAGUACGGUACUGAACUGAAGGCUCUCAACUCAAUGACCCCACCUCCAGCAGCAUUGUUUGAUGCAAGCACUUCUCAGAGUAGCGAGAUGUUUUAGAAAGAUGAGUACUGAGUACUUUUACCUACUAUCUGGAAUUAAGACUACCGUCAACUAUGACUGGUUCAUCACCAGCACCAUCUGCUGGAUCAGUUACUGGGACUACUGGAGCAUAUGCCUCCACUACCGCCGCUGCAACAACAACAGCAGUAUCAGCAACCACAGCAAGUACAGCAACAGCAACAGCAAUAACAGCAGCAGCAAUAACAACAACAACAACAACAACAACAACAACAACAACAACAACAACAACAACAACAACAACAACAACAACAACAACAACAACAACAACAACAACAACAGCAGCAGCACAACAACAACAACAACAACAACAACAACAACAACAACAACAACAACAACAACAACAACAACAACAACAACAACAACAACAACAACAGGAACGGUACAUAUCGAGUACGGUACUGAACUGAAGGCUCUCAACUCAAUGACCCCACCUCCAGCAGCAUUGUUUGAUGCAAGCACUUCUCAGAGUAGCGAGAUGUUUUAGAAAGAUGAGUACUGAGUACUUUUAC
Molecule: messenger RNA, 1708 nt
Organism: Closterium sp. NIES-67
Lineage: Eukaryota; Viridiplantae; Streptophyta; Zygnematophyceae; Desmidiales; Closteriaceae
Source: the annotation of a GenBank genome assembly